Culicoides brevitarsis is the source of this 1446-nucleotide messenger RNA. RefSeq names its product vacuolar protein sorting-associated protein 16B (gene Vps16B). Bases 75 to 1403 code for a protein of 442 amino acids. The transcript has 3 exons. NCBI's taxonomy places the organism in Eukaryota, Metazoa, Arthropoda, Insecta, Diptera, Ceratopogonidae. Gene Ontology annotation, biological process: intracellular protein transport; vacuolar transport. The record is from RefSeq and is a predicted model, not a curated record. Gene Ontology annotation, cellular component: cytoplasm.
UUUUGAUACGAAAAUACUCUUUUUUCAUUUUUUUGUGAUAUUAUUAAGAAAAUUACUUGGAAUCUCGUUAAAUUAUGGAAGAAGACGAUUAUUGGAACUCUUCCGCCAAUAAGUCAUUCAUUUUUGAUGACAUGGAGGGAGCUGCUUCCGAUCUUCAAAUAAAACAUGACAAACUCGUGUUUGACGAUGCAAUUUCCGAGUCCAGCUACGAAUUUCAGACGUCAGAAGGAUUUCCGAUGCGAUCGUUGAUUUCUGAUGCCGAUUUAAAGACAAUUCUGGAGGAACAGUGUCGCAAUGAACCUGUUUUGCAGAAAAAUAUUACGUUGGAAGAGGAGGUGAAAAUUCUACGACGUGAAAAAUUCGAGCGUUUACAAGGGGCGGAUGUGGAUGUCACCGUUACGAAAAUGAUUUUGGGCAAACCGUGUUCGUUAGAGGCUUAUAAAUCGCUGCGGGACAAGGAACGCUUGCUAGACGAAGCGAUUAAAAGUAAAAAUGGAGACGCGAUAUUGCAUGUCGUGUUAUUUCUCUCUCGCACGUUGAAGAAAAAGCUUUUUUACAACGUUCUGCAGCUGCGUCCCGUUGCCUUGACCUAUUUCGUCAAUUAUUUAAAGCUAAAAAUGCAGAUAAACGAGUGCAUGGACCUUCUUGCGAUGUUGGGAAAAAAUCAAGAGGCCGCAAUGAUCCAAUUUGAGGCAGCUGCGUUGUCGUGCACGAACAUCGACACGAAAAAAUCCAAGUUGACACGGAUUUACAGCGAUUAUUUCUCGCAGCCGGGCACAAAUCCGUUCUAUGCGAAUUUUGUAGCGACUUAUAUUCAUCUGCUCGAAUUCCAAUUGAGCGAAAAGGCAGCUGGGCAUGCAAAUGCCGACACAAUUGUCGGAAGUCCCGUACUGGAAACGCUGAAUUACGUGCUUGGACGUCAUAAAUGGGCAGCAGAUGUGACGACGCCCGACAAUCCAUUCAAAUUUGCGGAAAUUUAUUCCGUUAUUCCGGCGCAAUUCGAGUGGGUUGGACUCACGGAACGGAGUCGCGUGCAGGCAUGGCGUGAUGUGGAGUCGCUAUUUGAGAAAAAAUCGUGGCACAAAGCAAAAACCUUCCAAAUUCACAUUCCACUGGAAAAGGCAAUCCUUCAAUUGUACAGCUUGAAUGCUCCGAGUCCGGUUUUGAAUCAUUUCAUCAAUAAUUUGGAUGAUCCGCAACGGAGAUUGGUUCUCGCAAAGAAGGUGAAUUCGAUAAGGAGUGUCGUGGAUGCGCUUGUGGCUUUAAAAGACAAGACUGAAUUAGAAAAUUUGAGAGAUAGUUUGGGGCAGGGGACUGAAGAGUGGUUUUACGCGGAAGCAGCACUAAAAUUAGUCUCAAGCAAGUGGAAAACGGACGUCUCUUCUAUUAAACUUAUCCGAUAGUGGCAAUAAAUGACAUUUAAAUAAAUUUUCUUAUCAAAAAUUA